UGAAGAAGCUUCCCCUCAGAGAGGAACCUCAAUGCCUAGAACAUAAUCCACUCUCUGCCGGAGAAAGUCGUGUUUAAACGGCUGGACUGCGCCGCUUGCAGGACCCUCGAACGCGCAGUGUCCCGUCAGUGUGUGACCAUAGAUCAAAUGUCUCCCGCUAGUUGGCCGCGAUAUCCUUACGAGAAAAGCCACAAGUUUGCUUUCACUUCAACCUCUUCCAGAUCGCUUCUGGAAGUGAAAAGAGCGCCUUUCACUCGCUAGCAGAGAACGGACGGGUCCACUGCUUUGACGCGCGAACCUAGGAACGCCGGAAAGCAGAGCUCCAUCUCAAUCUUGAACUUCCCGACCCAUACCACUUCCAAAAGAGUCGGGAAAUGUAGAGACCGGUGUGUCUGUCCUUUUGAACGGAACGAAUCUCUGAACACCGUUUUUUCGCGUUCCGUCUUGACUGGACUGUCGUUCGAAAUGGCGCAUACGCUCCGUCUCGUCACCAUCCGACAGACGCGACCCGCCGUCACAUCGCGUUUUUUCGACUAAACAGGGUGCAUUUCCCCAGAUUUUUGGAGUAGAACUGGAGGGUCGUUUCUUCCCAAUAACCAUCCGGUGCAUCUCUCGGGUCUCUGUGCGGAACAAUGGGCUGUUUUGGCGGCAGCCUUCCCGACUGAAGUCACGCCGAGCAGAGACCGCGCCUUCGGGGUACGUGUACAGCGGCUUCACGGGAGGAAAAAGGCAAAAGUUAAACGAAUGGCCUAGCACUCUAUAAAAUGAUAACAAGGAUGAAAACUGUGGGAGAAUCUGGAGGGCGCUUUUCCGACGGGCUGGCGACGGCAGCUGUGUAGGUUGUCAGAAAGUCAACACGAUGAGAAAGCAAGGGUGUAGACGAACAUGGCAAAUCCCUUUCAAGGGAGCAUGGAUGGCAUGCGUGUGUCCGUGCUGUCUCUCCUACUUUCAUGUUUUCUCUUCGUCCCCGUCAAGGACGCUUCCACCUUUCGAAAGACCAGCGGGCGGCUGCCGAAGGCGCCCUUCCGUCUCGGAGGCAGCGUGUCGCCAUGCUCCUGUUCACCCUUUAAAAACGAGACUUGUGCUGUCUUCUGUGUUGUUUGCCGUGCUCUGCUUCUUCCUCCUCUCGCUUGUCGUCUUGCCUUUCGCGGUCAGUUCGCUUAGAGUCACCGGCCGCCGCAGUGUCUGUUCACUAGACGGCCUCCCGCGCAUCCGCUCGCGACCUCCGGCGCCGGCGAGGACGCAUGCUCACUCCCGGGGGUCUCUCUCUUCUUUUCGCUCUUUUUCGGAGGGAAGGAGACAGCGAGACAGGGAAGACAGACACGAGAAGUCCGCCCAGUGUCCAGACCGAGAGAGAAGGCGAAAGUCUGGAGAAUCAUCCCAAGCCCCACAGCCUUCGGCAUGCGCGCGAAUCGAAGGAAAGUCUUCUUCCACGUUCAACUGCGAGACUGCUGGCGCGGCUGGCUUCUUUUUCUGGUGGGGCCGCGAGUGGGCUGAACAGCAACCUGAGCGAGGCUCUUCGCUUUGGGUUUGGCCUCUCUCUCUUUGGCCGUCUUCUCGUUUCAGACGCAAUCGCUUCUUCUCCUUUUCUUCUUGCGUGCACUUGGGAGCUCCUCUCUUUCUUCUGCCUCAGCUCGAGUUGCUCUCCUCCGGCUCUUCUGAGUUCCAAGGAGUUCUCCCUUUUCGCUCUCGUUCUUCAUCCUCAGCACCCGUUUCUGCAAACCUCGCCUCCUCUCUGCCUCCCAGGCCGUGUUCUCCAGGUUCCCUCUGUUCCUCUUCCCCCCCCUUCCACGGUCUUCGCCUGCAUUCCUCUCUCUCCCGACUUACGACCUCUUCCGCCCCUCCCUGUCCUUCUCUCCCUUCUGCAUCUUCGGGCUCACCUGCGCCUCCUUCUCUUCGAUCUUCUCCGUCGUUCAUUUCCUUGUCCGCGGGGGAGCGAGCGCAGCGUCUGUCUCCGGCGUCUCCUUCUCGGUUGUGGGGUGCAGGCAAAGGCCGAGCUCAGCAAAAGAAAGGCCCGACGCGAGCAGGGCCGAGCCAAGCCACGAAGAAUGCGGCUCUGAAGAAGAAGGGGGAUAAACUCGGGAAGACUGGAGACAAGGAGAAAGACAAGAAAGACAAGGAGAAAGACAAGAAAGACAAGAAGGACAAGAAGGAAGAGAGAAGGCGGCCGCGGAGACAGACCGACAAGGCACUCACAGAAGAAGACAUGUUCAGCGAGCUAACCAAGGAAGACCUUGCUACGAGAGAUCUUCCUCACGGACUUAUUCCACCUCUCCACUGGGAGCUCUACAAGAUGUUCGGCAGAAUCGGCGACCCGCGGUGGCCAUACACUGCAGAGCCUGCAACGUGUAAAAUUUUCAUAGAGCGCCUUUUCAAGGGCUACGGCCUACGUCCAAGCAUCAACGAGGACGAGUUUCGCAGGCGGCUGGAACGCGAGUGGAAUUUCCUCGCGCCCACAGGUUCUUGCUCCGAGUUUCUUCACUUUGACGACUUGUGUCGGAAAGCUUGGCUUCUCGUUCGCGAUUUGAAGAUCCGCGAGGAAGAGGAGGAAAAACGUCGCCGCCGCGCUCUCGAGACGGGGACACAGCUUGAGAAUCCUCGGCUGCGCAAAUUUUCUCUCCUUCCCGACGAAGACAUUCCGCGCCUGACGCUGCACCGAAGAGUAAACAAAGAAAUCAAUCAACAGGGUGUCCAUCCUGCCGUGCUGGAUGUCCUUUGGGACUUCUUCUCCGAAGGGAAGCCAGAGCUGACGCGAGCACAAGCGUCUGCGCGGUUCGAAGUCCUCGUGGGAGGCUUGCCUCCUGAGGCGUCCAGCGAGGACGGCGAAUCUGAAGAGAGCAAGACCGCUGGCGAGGAGGAGAACGAGAGGGAAGCCGCGCGCGACGAGUUAGACGAGUACCUGGAAGUGAUGAUUCGCAAGCGGAAGGAGAAAGAGAGACGACGGCUGCUGCCGCCUCUCACUGCUGAGCGUUUUCUGGAAGUUUUCCAAGACAAAGUCGAGGCUGCGAUGGAAGCGUACAAUGAAGAAGCGUACUGGGCCUACCACCGCCAGGUGCUAGCUUCCCGGAGAGCUCUCUCUGAGGCCUUCGCACAAAAUGCAGCGUUCAGACAGCAGAGACGGCGUUUCUGUCGGGCGUCGAACAUGCUGUUCAGCGACAUCUGGCGCUCGAUGUUGCAUGCAAGAAAUCGCGACCAAGUUGCAGAACUGUCGAGACCGACAGCCGACUCGAGUGUCUGGACGCUGUCUACGGACGAGCCAGCUGCGAAAGCGGAUCCUUUGCCUGCUUUCGCCGAAAACAUCAAGAAAGCCGUGAAGGAAAUGCACACAUGGAGAACGGCUUUCCGCUGACGACGCAGCCUCUGGGGACCCCUACUCGCUGCGUUGUGUGGAAAGCAGCGACAGCAUCUGUGGUCUCCAUUCAGUCUCCGCUUUUCGCUCUUCCCUCCGAAACCGGCCUUUUCUGGUUUCGCCGUCGUUCCCUCUCUUUGGGCCGUGAGCUCGCGUCUGGGCAUGCGCAGCGAGUCUUUGCCGCAUCUGUUUACGUCUGCCGAACUGGUGAUAUUCUUCCAGCUAAGGCGCGUCUACGGCAGCGGUCGCAGCUUCUCUUCGAAGCGCCUACGCAUGGCCCAGGAGAAGCACCUACCCGUCUCGCAUGCAGUCAGGAGACAGCUGUCUCCUUUUCCAGGGUGGCGAAACAGAUAAAUGAUUUCUGCGAAAUGCCUGAAACACAUUUUGACGUAUGCUUUUCUCAUGAG
Toxoplasma gondii ME49 is the source of this 3756-nucleotide messenger RNA. RefSeq lists its product as hypothetical. NCBI's taxonomy places the organism in Eukaryota, Apicomplexa, Conoidasida, Eucoccidiorida, Sarcocystidae. The coding region runs from base 860 to 3349 and encodes 829 amino acids. The record is from RefSeq and is a predicted model, not a curated record. The transcript has 7 exons.